Messenger RNA from Hypomesus transpacificus, 4918 nucleotides. Its product is annotated as disintegrin and metalloproteinase domain-containing protein 10-like. The record is from RefSeq and is a predicted model, not a curated record. NCBI's taxonomy places the organism in Eukaryota, Metazoa, Chordata, Actinopteri, Osmeriformes, Osmeridae. The transcript is spliced from 16 exons. Gene Ontology annotation, cellular component: plasma membrane; synaptic membrane. The coding region runs from base 103 to 2463 and encodes 786 amino acids. Gene Ontology annotation, biological process: Notch signaling pathway; membrane protein ectodomain proteolysis. Gene Ontology annotation, molecular function: metalloendopeptidase activity involved in amyloid precursor protein catabolic process.
UUGAGAAGAAGGGGAGGUGAUGAGAGGAAGCUGCAAAAACACAGGGCGGCUGCGCCUAGCUAAGUAGGACAAUAAAGUGAUAACACUAUCAAUGCUCUAACAAUGGGUUUGACGGAUAUGCUUCUCUUGGAAUUAAUUUUCAUUAUUUAUGUAAUAAACUGUGCACAAGGUUAUUAUGGAAACCCCCUGAAUAAAUACAUCCGCCACUAUGAAGGUCUGUCUUAUGACACAGACCUGCUUCACAGCAAACAUCAGAGAGCCAAGAGGGCGCUCUCCCACGAAGACAAGUUCCUUCAUCUGGACUUCCAUGCCCAUGGAAGACACUUUAAUCUGAGAAUGAAGAGGGACACCACCCUGUUUGUCCCGGACCUGAAAGUGGAUAUGGGAGGGGAAGAGACCACGUAUGAUACCUCCCACAUCUACACUGGAGAAAUAUAUGGGGAGAAGGGUACCCUGAGCCACGGCUCCAUCGUGGAGGGCAAGUUUGAGGGCUUCAUCCAGACCUACCAGGGGACGUUCUACGUGGAGCCUGCUGAGAGAUACCUGAAGGACAAAGAUGUACCCUUCCAUUCGGUCAUCUACCAUGAAGACGACAUCAACUAUCCACACAAGUAUGGGCCAGAAGGAGGCUGCGCUGACCACUCUGUAUUUGAGAAGAUGAAGAAGUACCAGAGCUCUGUUGUAGAGGAACCAGCCUUGGAGCAGAGCGAGGAUGCACCCUCCGACCCUGUUCUGCUGAGGAAGAAGAGGAUGGCCCAGGUGGAGAAGAACACCUGCCAGCUCUUCAUCCAGACAGACCACCUCUUCUUCAAGUUCUACAAGACCAGAGAGGCGGUCAUAGCACAGAUCUCCAGUCACGUUAAGGCCAUCGAUGCUAUCUACCAGGGAACAGACUUUAUGGGCAUUCGCAACAUCAGCUUCAUGGUGAAAAGAAUCAGGAUCAACAUGACCAGUGAUGAGAGAGACAGGUCCAACCCCUUCCGCUUCGCCAACAUCGGUGUGGAGAAGUUUCUGGAGCUGAACUCAGAGCAGAACCACGACGACUACUGCCUGGCCUACGUGUUCACUGACAGGGACUUUGACGACGGCGUUCUGGGCUUGGCCUGGGUGGGGGCCCCUGCAGGCAGCUCAGGGGGCAUCUGUGAGAAGAGCAAGUUAUACUCGGAUGGUAAGAAGAAGUCUCUGAACACCGGCAUCAUCACCGUGCAGAACUAUGCCUCGCACGUCCCACCCAAAGUCUCUCACAUUACCUUCGCUCACGAAGUCGGACACAACUUCGGCUCCCCGCAUGACUCUGGGUCAGAGUGCACUCCGGGGGAGUCCAAGAGCCAAGACAAGAAGGAGAAGGGGAACUACAUCAUGUACGCCCGGGCCACCUCGGGAGACAAGCUCAACAACAACAAGUUCUCCAUCUGCAGCGUGCGCAACAUCAGCCAGGUGCUGGAGAAGAAGAGGGGCAACUGCUUCGUCGAGUCUGGCCAGCCCAUCUGUGGUAACGGCCUGGUGGAGCCUGGAGAGGAGUGUGACUGCGGCUACAGCGACCAGUGCAGGGACCAGUGUUGCUAUGACGCCAACCAGCCCGACAACAAGAAGUGCAAGCGAAAGCCAAACAAAGUCUGCAGUCCCAGCCAAGGCCCCUGCUGUACUCACGAGUGCACUUACAAGGGCCGCAACGACAAGUGCAGAGAGGAGUCGGAGUGUGCCCACCAGGGCAUGUGCAACGGGGGCACGGCCCACUGCCCCACCUCCGAGCCCAAGGCCAACUUCACCGCCUGCCACGGGGAGACCCAAGUCUGCCUCAACGGGGGCUGCUCCGGCUCCAUCUGUGAGAAGUACGGGCUGGAGGUGUGCACCUGCGCCAGCCAGGAGGGCAAGGACGAGACGGAGCUGUGCCACGUGUGCUGCAUGGAGAAGAUGAACCCCAACACCUGCAGCAGCACAGGCUCUGAGAAGCUGGCCCGCUUCUUCAAUAAGAAGGUGACCACCCUACCCGCUGGAUCCCCCUGCAACGACUUCAAGGGCUACUGCGACGUGUUCAUGAAGUGCCGUCUGGUGGACGCAGACGGACCACUGGCCAGGCUCAAGAAGGCCAUCUUCAACCCCGAACUCUACGAGAACAUCGCUGAGUGGAUAGUGGCACACUGGUGGGCCGUCCUGCUGAUGGGCAUCGCUCUGAUCAUGCUGAUGGCCGGCUUCAUUAAGAUCUGCAGCGUGCACACUCCCAGCAGUAACCCCAAGCUGCCCCCGCCCAAACCACUACCAGGCACCCUGAAGAGGCGGCGUGCCCAGCAGCAAGCCAGCUCCCAGGUGCAGCACCAGUCCCAGCACCCCCACUCCCACCAGCACGCCGGGCAGAGGCAGCCUCAGAGGCAGCCUCAGCCUCAGAGGCAGCCUCAGCCCCAGGCCCAGAGGCACAGCCGGCAGCCCAGGGAGAACUAUCAGAUGGGCCAGAUGCGACGCUGAGACCAGCAGGCCGUACCUUGGCUCCUCCUCCUUGUGCCUACAGUGGGAUAAAACAGUCACUCCAUCCAAAGAAUAGCCUAAACCAGUCACCCGAUCAUCGUCACACCCUUCAUCCACCAAACAGCCCGACAAACAGACCGCGAGAAAUAGAGAAGCGACAGAGUGGCCCUGCCGUGAGAUCGUCCAUCCUGCCUGGGAUGCAGACUUGGACCCCCCCGAGCCAUUUCCAACGCGGCCGUCUGGCAUUUCUCCUUCUCCCCCCCCCCUAUUUUUUUUUUUAUUGGUUUGUUUUUAAAGGAGUAAAGGAAUCAUGCGUAGCUUUAGUACCUUCUGUGAUGAUUUUGGUUUUUGUUUUCUCCUUUCCAAUUGCUAAGUCCUCUCAAGUGACACACCUGCGGCUGCUGGAUUUGUCUUCUGCCGUCCCAGCCAGGGAACCGAGAGGCAUUCGGUAGAGAUCUUCAGCACUUUUUGGGGAUUUUCCACCUUUUCAAAACGUCAAAAGACACAAGCUCUUGUCUCUCAUGCAGACCAUCCUCUGCAUGUGACUGUACAGAUUUAAGUGUAUCAUAAGUGAAUACAAACUAUUUCUUCUACUGUAAAUGUAUGAUUCUUUACUGGUUUCGGUUAGUACUCUCAGGACUCUAAACACACAAAUGAAGGUAUCUGCGAAGAUGAACUCUUGAGUGCUGGAGUGGGGGGGGGGGGGGGGGGGGGGGGGGGAGGGAGAUCUGAUGGUGGUUCGUCUUCCCCUACUGCAGUCGGAUCAGGAGGCAGUCUCAACAUCACGUUAGGUUACUGGACAUGGAUGCUAAACGUCAAGGUCACCAUAUCCCACUUUUGACCUGGAGGGACGUUCAAGAUCCAAAUCUUCAUCUGCUUUUGUUUUGUUGCUAACAUCUCGUACUGUUCACACCAUGUAACAUUUAGGGAUAGUCAAGGAACAGGAGGGAUCCUCACUAGGUUUGACACACUUUUAUUGUUGCUGAAGAAUGAAUAACCACUAACUUAAGAUAAGAAUUCUGCCUGUGUAGUUCAUAAAUGCAGGCAAAUGAAGGCAGACUUAGGGCUUACAAUAGGUCAGAGAGUGUAUUAAUGUUACAGUGCUAGGUUUACGUGAGUGUGGAAAGUGUGAAAUUGCUAAAUAUUUCCAAUAUGGAUGUAAAAAAAAACAAAAGAAAAAAAAAUGACUCCAUGCUCUUGCUUUUCACAUCAAAAGUGUGCUCUGAAGAUGAUGGUCAGUAUGCAGACACAUUAAUUACAUGUAACUACAGCGAACAAAGGUCUGUUGUCACUAUAACCUUGCUAUGACAGCUCGUUGUAUCUAGUCUUAAAACGGUGACAAUGGUGACAAAAGAUUGAGAUUGGAAUCAGUGGCAUACUGAAGCCCAUGACAGCUGUGUGUCAGGGGCUAGUAGCUGUAUGGAAUGAAUGAUCAUUAUUCUUCUAUUUCCUCAAACAGAUCUCCUGCCCAAUGUUUCUGCAGGUGUUUGUUCUACAACGCCAGAGGCCCAGCAGGGCAGAUGAGCAGGCGUACAUGACCUUGUCAUAAAUGUCUCUUGACCAGAGAUCUGUAAAGAGCAGCCCCAUCGCAUCCUUUAGUGUCACAGUGGUUGGAAAGGGCCAGUAGGUUUGGAGAAGCCAUACACUAGUUGGGACAGAUUAAGCCUCAGGUUUGGAGGUGAUGGGGACUGCCAUGGUGCGCUUGAUAUGAGCUUGGGGGUUUUCCUCCUGCCCUCUUAACACGAAAAAGUGGGGGCAAUGCUAGCGGCUUCCAAGAUAGUUUGCUAUCCCAUCACCUCUCUGUGGCCAAGCAUGCACAGGUCUGUAGGAGACGCUAGAGUCUGUCUGUCUCACAUCAACUCAUUUGUUUCCCAUCGUUGAGGAAUUAUUGAGAUUAGGGGUUGCUAAACUCAUUUGGGGGUUUUACCGUAUAAAGGAGUAGAAGCGGUUUUAAAAUCAUCUUAUAGGCUAGUCCACUAAUACUAGCCCAGAUUAUAUCCUUGUGAACUUGUACAGUACUUGGAGAAUUGGAGUUUUAUUUGAAGAUGAAGACUUUUUGAUACGUCUGUUCUUUUUUGUAUUCUAAUUCCAGAUUUAAAAAAAUUCCAAGAUGUUCAUGUGACAAAACUUCCCUCUCUUCUAAGUUAUUUAUGUUCCUAUAUGUGCUAGUUGAAAGGGGGUUUGUUACAGAUAUUCUUUUCUCCACUAUCACCAGUGGUAAAAACAAUUCAGUGUAAUGGACUUUGUGUCAUUCUAAUUUUUGUCUUCUGUUAUCCUGUGGCAUGGUUUGGGUAGACGAACAGAAGAAUAAUGCCUGUAAAUUUACUUUCAUUUUAAUUUUGUAGUACCGGUAAAGUUUUUAGAUAAACGUGCACUGAAAUGUCCAAAUUGAUUUGAAAUGUUGUAGGUGAUGUAGGCCGAAAGAACACGAUUAAAAAGUAAUACUACUGUCUGA